This is a messenger RNA of Scylla paramamosain (green mud crab), 7799 nucleotides long. RefSeq names its product protein mothers against dpp-like (gene Mad). Lineage: Eukaryota; Metazoa; Arthropoda; Malacostraca; Decapoda; Portunidae. The record is from RefSeq and is a predicted model, not a curated record. Gene Ontology annotation, molecular function: I-SMAD binding; DNA-binding transcription factor activity, RNA polymerase II-specific; RNA polymerase II cis-regulatory region sequence-specific DNA binding. Gene Ontology annotation, biological process: cell differentiation; SMAD protein signal transduction; regulation of transcription by RNA polymerase II. The coding region runs from base 748 to 2244 and encodes 498 amino acids. Gene Ontology annotation, cellular component: heteromeric SMAD protein complex. The transcript is spliced from 9 exons.
AGUCGGACCCCAGUGUGGCCGAAGCCGUUAGAGGGGGAGGGAGUGCGCCGCGCGAGGUCCGUGUAGGCGUGGUUGUCCCGGACGGCAAAUGUCAAUGUAUUAGUGGGCGUGGACGGGCGUGGGGUUGUGUGGGCGUACCAGUGGAGUGACCCCCGUGCCCUCGUGACCUCGACUAGCGGGAGAGGCGCCCCCCUUACCCUCCCCCAUUGGCUAAAUUGUGAAGCGGAAGUUUGCGGGUUUUAAUUUUCACCGUCUCUUUAACUAUUUUUUGGGGGGACUUUUAAAUUCGCUGGCUGGAAUUUUUUUUUUGUGUAUUUUUUUAAGUGUGGUGGAAAAAAUAGUGCAGAAAAGUGGAUUGUGGAUAACUGUGGUGGAUUAAACUGUAGUGGAUAACAAGAUUGUGAAAGAUUGGACUGCAUAUUUAAACGCCAACUUAAAAAACGCAUACACAGACAUACGUACACACUGAAAACACACAUACACACACACACACACACGUAUUUCAGCGGUGCACACGUGUGGACUUCCUAUCUAUGUGUGUGUGCGUGUGUGCGUGCAAAAAGGACUGUUUCACGUACACAGAAACGUACAUUACGAAUUGAGUGUGUUCGUGUGUGCGUGUGUUCAUAAUAGUGUGUGUGUGCGUGCGUGCGUGAGAGUCUUAGUGCCAGACAAGACGCUACUGCCACGGACUAUACCACCACCACCAGCACCACCAGCACCAGUACCAGCACCAGCAGUACCAACAUGACCACGCUCAACUCUUUGUUCUCCUUCACCUCUCCGGCUGUGAAGAAGCUGCUGGGGUGGAAACAAGGCGACGAGGAGGAGAAGUGGGCGGAGAAGGCCGUGGACUCCCUGGUGAAGAAGCUGAAGAAGAAGAAGGGCGCGAUAGAGGAACUGGAAAGAGCGUUGAAGUGUCCGGGGCAGGAAACCAAGUGUGUUACCAUACCUAGGAGUCUGGAUGGAAGGUUGCAGGUGUCACAUCGCAAGGGGCUGCCACACGUGAUUUACUGCAGGGUGUGGCGAUGGCCGGACCUGCAGAGCCACCAUGAAUUGAAGCCACUGGAGCACUGCAAGUUUCCAUUCUCAGCCAAACAGAAGGAAGUUUGCAUCAACCCUUACCAUUACAAGAGAGUGGAGAGCCCUGUGCUGCCUCCUGUGCUGGUGCCAAGACACUCAGAGUUUGCCCCCGGCCACUCCCUCCUGACGUUUCAACAACAACAACAACUACAGGAGCCCAUGCCUGGCAACGUGUCAUUCUCCCAAGACGGUUUCGUACACUCCACCCUUUCCGCCCCCUCCCACUCACAGAUGGGGGGUGGUGGGGGCAGCGUUGGGGGCCUGAACCAGCCACCGUCCCCUGUUGGAAGUGUCGUCAGUCCCACAAGUCAAAGUCCUCACAGCCCUUAUGGAGUACCUGGUGGGGGUAGUUUGAGUGGCCUGACCCAGCCCCCCUCCCCUGUGGUGAGUCCCUCCAUCCACAGCCCCCACAGUCCCUACGGAAGCAUCCCUGACACACCUCCACCAGCGUACAGCCCCAGCGAGGACAUCAAGCAGAACCAGCCCACAGACACCCCCAUGGAGACAGUGCCCUCCACUGCAGCUGUCCUCAGUAGUAACGUCACGCCUGUCACAUAUCAGGAGCCAAGCCACUGGUCCACCAUAGCCUACUAUGAGCUGAACAACCGUGUGGGGGAGGUGUUCCAUGCACAGACACACUCGGUCAUCGUGGACGGCUUCACUGAUCCCAGCAACAACUCGGAACGGUUCUGUCUGGGUCUGCUGUCCAACGUCAACCGGAAUUCUACCAUCGAGAACACAAGAAGGCACAUCGGCAAGGGAGUCCACCUGUACUACGUGGGGGGGGAGGUGUAUGCCGAAUGCUUGUCCGACUCUGCAAUCUUCGUCCAGUCUCGCAAUUGCAACCACCACCACGGCUUCCACCCUUCCACCGUGUGCAAGAUUCCACCUGGGUGCUCUCUUAAAAUCUUCAACAACCAGGAGUUUGCACAGCUGCUGACCCAGAGUGUGAACCAUGGCUAUGAGGCUGUCUUUGACCUCACCAAGAUGUGCACUAUAAGGAUGUCAUUUGUGAAGGGCUGGGGCGCUGAGUAUCACCGACAGGACGUGACGAGCACCCCCAGCUGGAUUGAAAUUCACCUCCAUGGUCCCCUGCAGUGGCUCGACAAGGUGCUCACCCAGAUGGGGGCGCCCACCGACCGCAUCUCCUCUGUGUCAUGAGUCCCGCCCCUCUGUCACCCCUCCAAGACCCCCAAUACCCCUCCAAGACCCCCAUCACCUCUCCAAGACCCCCACCUCCCCUCCAAGACCCCAACAGACCACUCCAAGACUCAUCCCCCGCCCCAUAGGUCCCAUCCUGUCUCCCUCUCUCUUUAAUUUUUCUCUGUUUUGUCCUUCUCUUCUUUCCAUCUCUCCCUCUUUCUCUUUUAGUCCCUUCCUCCCUCUCAUUUCCAUCUGUCUGUCCCUCUCCUUGCCUCACUCCCUCUCUCCCUUCUUCCCUUCAUCACCCCAUCAUGCCUCCCUAUCCGAGUUGUCAAGGCUGGUCCUAUGUUGCUGCUCAGUCACCCCUGCCAGACCCUACCAAGGCUUGUGUUGACAUUUUGGAAACAUUUUUAUACCUGUGACUUGCGGCAGUGGCAGGGUCCCACGUGACUCGCUGGCUCAAAAGGAGAAGAAAGAGGAGGAGGAAGAGGAAGAGGUCACAAGACUCUUCACAUUCCCUCACAGGCUUGACCGACUCGCGCCAUCACAGACUCACUGAGAGAAAAAGGCUUCUAUAUCUUGAGUCCCUGCAGGUUUGACUCGUCCUCAUUCACCCUGACUCAGUGUUUGGUCCUCUGUUCAUAUAGUAAGUCGCCUCAAGUCUCGUUCUCACUCUCUCUGUAUCUUGAGUCGUGCCGUCACUGAGUCGCCAGGAAAAAUGAGGAAAAAACUCUUCCAUUGUAUCUUGAGUCACCACUAUCUCACCCUGAUUCACCCUUACUAUUCGCAUUGUGAGUUGCCGCACAGACUCACUCAGAGAACUCCUGUCUUUAUGUCCUGAGUCGCCUGCCAUCGUGACUCCUGACUCAGUGUGUGGCAGAGUCGUGGCCUGUUGAGUGUUUCCCUUGGCGUGACGCAUUGACUGAUCCCUACACCACCACUACUACCACCAUCACCACCACUACAACUAUUCCUACUACAACUACAGGAACAUUUACUCACUCCUCAGUAACGACACAAUUCAAACCUUUCUUCUCUCUUGAUCUGCUUUGUUUUCUUUUUUUUUUUUUUUUUUUCUCUACUGAGUGGUAUGUACAAGUUAGUACUAAGGAAAGAAUACUAUUAUUAUUAUUAUUAAACAAAAAAAAGAAUAACAAUGUGCUUCAAAGUGUAUUUUAGUGUAAGUAGUGAUUUCUUGCAAGAGUUUUAGCCUGCGUCUCAUUGCAACUGCUGCUAGGUUAGUGAAUAAAUUACCGCUAUAGUUAGCAUAGCAUAGGUGUGUGUGUGUGUGCGUGCGCGUCUGUGCGUGUGCGAGCGUGUGUGUGUGUGUGUGGUGCGACCCGUUGGUUGGUUAGUCACACGAGGAGAGGAAGGAGAAGAAGAAGACGACGAAAAAUAUACACAAAAAAAACUUGUAUUCAAAGCUUGACUGUGAAUUUUGUACGUACGUUCGAUUCCUUUUUCCGACACACAAGUUUCCUGCCAGAUGUGAUGUUCAAUUGUUUGCCUUGUUGUGCACUCCAAGCUUCCAUGUGUGUUGUGGUGCUGUGCUGCUGUGGCGGUGGCUGGGCUGGGCUGUGUGGUGCUGGGGGCUGGGAGCUGGGGGGACAGAACCACAGGGGACAUAAUUGGAGGAUAGACUUGUCAAUACAACAUAGAGGGGAUUAGAAAACUCAAAAAAACAUUAGGCAUCAGAGCGGACUUGGCAGAAAUACAGUCAACAAAAUAAGACAGGAUAGAACAAUAGGAAAACUUCAUAGAUUCACCACCAAAGGAAAACUGUAUUGCUAAAGAACAAAAAACAAAGAUAGAACUAGAAAGACUGCAAGGAAAACCUGUUGGUAUUGUCAAAGAACACAUGCUUUGGUAGAGAAGGAAAGAACAUCACUACCCACGUCCUCUAAUCUCACAACCAGGUGAUCUUGUCUCACCAGCCCCUCGUCCUUCAUUAUGCACUGGUAGAGGAAGAAAGACCACCAUUAUCACCACUUCCACCUUCCGUCAUGAUUUGAUAUAGACAGAACCACCAGUAUGCAUCCUGAUCUUCCCUUACAGCCAGGUAUUCCAGUCCCUUUAGCCUCCCAUCAAUCCCUGCACUACCACACAGUCUCCUGCUUGCCAUCCACGUCCCAGUUCAGCACCCAAGCGCUUGAGGUCACAAAGAAUUGUUCUGUGCCUAUUAACAAUUAUUUAUACCGUCCAAAGCUCCAAGAAAGCCCAGAAUUAUAUGUAAAUGCAUUGCUGCUUGGCAUUACAUAGAUGCUUAGUACAGUUUUAGUAUAGGAUGCAUUUCUGUCUCCACUGUAGCUGCCGUGAAGGUCGUGUUCGCUAAUGUCUCGGCGUCUUGUGCUGUCUGCCUUCAGCAGGCCUCGGUGGAAGCUGUUGGGGCUCUCAAGGGUGUUACUUGUGAUGCUAAGGAUAGUUUGACAAAGACUCUGCUCUGUUACCUAGAAAAAUGCCUUGAGAAUCUUGAGUUGUCAUCAUUGGUGUUCUCAAGGGUGUUAUUCUUCAUGCUAUGGAUAGUUUGACAAAGAUUCUGCUCUGUUACCUGGAAAAAUGCCUUCAGAAUCUUGUCUGAUCAUCUCAGUGGUGUUGUCAAGGGUGUUACUCAUGAUUUUAAUGAUUUGUUGACAUAGACUCUGCUACAUUACCUUGAAAAAUGCAUUGAGUAUCUGCAGUUAUCAUUUCUGUGUUGUUCUUAAUGGUUUAUUUCAUGAUUCUAGUGACAGUUUGACAUAGACUGCUCUGUUACUUAGAAAAACACCUUGGAAAUCUAAACUAAUCAGUGGUGACAAUUUGUUCUAUUACUCAGAAAAACAGCUUGUGAAUAUGACAUUAUAUCAGUGGUGUUUUCAAGAUUUCUCAAGGUUAUUUUCACGAUUGUAGUGACUGUUUAACAUAAAUUCUGCUCAUUUACCAGUAAAAAAAUCACCUUGGGAACCUCGACCAAUCCUGGCAGCCUGUUGAAAGCAGUACCAUUGGAAGCUGGAGGUGUUUAGGAAUACAGUUUAGAGAUAAUAAGCAUUAGCAACAAGGGUGUGACACUGAGAUGCCGCUGCAGUCAAAGGGUGGUCUGUCCUGGCAAGGCAGCAACCCAACCCAACUUUCCCUCAAACACAACAAAUCUUUGCAAACACACAGAAAACACAAGAGAGGAAACACACAAACUCUCUCACUCACGCACACAGGAAAAAAACACACAAAUUUCUGUCUCGCACCGAACGAACGCCUUUGUUUUAAUUACGAGCCUCGUUUUUUCAUUCUUAGCGUCACCGGAAGGUCGAAUGUUUUUUAUAAUUUUCUAUGUUUUUUUGUAAAUAAGACUUGGUGAUACUGUUGUGCACUGUGGCAAGGCAUGGAAAUGCUGCGAUGGUUUGGCCAGGCUUGGGAGGGUGUGUGUGUGUGUAUGUAUGUAUGUAUGUAUGUAUGUAUGUAGAAAAGAUGUCAGUAUGUGGAGUGUAGGUGUGUGUGUGUAUGGAGAGCAGGUGUGAGUGUGUGUGUGUGUGUGUUUGUGUGUGUGUGUGUGUGUGUGUGUGUGUGUGUGUGUGUGUGUGUGUGUGUGUGGAGAAAGGAUGUGGAUUUGUAUGUAUGUUUGUGUAGUUGAAGUGAAGGUGUGUGGAUGUGUGGAAUGCAGGUACGAGUGUGUGGAGUGAGAAUGUGAAUGUUUGAAAUUAGUAUGUGGAUUUGAGUGUGGAUGAAGUGUCAGGCAGGAAGGAGUCAGGAGGAGGAGGAGGAGGAGGAGAAGAAUCCCUACCCUACCCGGCCAGAAGGAUGGCAGAGAGAGUGUUGGCUGUCGUGAUGUCUGGUGGCAAGACAGUGAGGAGCCACAGCAUAGGGCAUUUGCCUUCUAAAUACUAAACUGUAACAAUACUCUGUAUGUUAGUACAAGAACAAAAGAGUCCUUACAUUGUACUUGUUUCACAUUUACGUUGUUGAGUCUGUUGCUGCCAUGUUACUGAAUUGAUUAGUUUUGAGUUGGAAAUUCUAUUAUUUUUACUCUUAAGUGGAUAGAGAAUGUGUGGAGUGGGCGGGAGGGGAGCGCGUGGCCCCAGCGUGGGCCGCCGCCGCCCCGACACUGACCAAGCCGUGGGAUGUGUGAGGGAGACACCAGAGGGAGCAGCAGGAGAGUCGUGCAGGUGUGUGUCUGGUACUCUAAUAUGCACAAACUGAUAGUUAUGAUGAUUCAUGUCAAACUCAGCCUGCCACAGUGGUCGAGCUGUGCUGGUUGUCCGUAGCCAUAAGGAAAUUUUAUAAUAUAGUAUUGUCUUCAGAGUUAUCUUGUGUACAGACUGGAAAUAGAUAAUGUUUUGUUAAGGUAAAAGUGAUUGGCAGGUUAAUCUUAACAUUGACUUGCAGAGGAUUCAUUGCCGGCCUUGACAGUCAAACGUGUGCAGCAGAUUGCCUCGCCCACACUGACCUGCCAAGUAUUAGUCUUUCCCAAGCAGACCAGCGCACCAGCCAGCCAGCCAGCCAGCCAUCCACCCAGCCAUCCAUCAGCCAGCCAUCAGCCUACUGCCCACCAGCCACCCCAACAUGUGCCAUAGCCAGCCACCCCUGGCCAUAUGCUCCCCCAAGUGUGCUACCGCCCUCACGACUGUACUGCCUCCAUGCGCUGCACCUCCAGUCUUGUGUCACUAAAGAAUGCCAUAAACUGGACUGUGCUGGGAGGCAAGGCACAGCGAGACAGGGUGGUGGGACGCAGCGUGGCACAUGGAAGCCUCGGCCUUGCCACAGCCUGCACCACAGCGGCUCCAGGCUUCCUCCAGCAGUGUGUGUGGCAGCAGCAGUUUGGCAGUGGUGCACAGGCUGGUGUGGCUGGCCAGGGUGUGGCGCAGAGUGCAGCGAGGCGCAGCCAUGGUGAACUACUUAGCUGGAGUGUGGCGGUGAAGAGUUAGGGUGUGGCGUGCGCUGUGCUGUGUGCUGUGCGCUGUGUCAAGGCAACACUGGUCACUCUGUGGCUCAACUGCUGUACAAUGGACUAUUUAUUACUGCUAGUGCAAGUUACUCUUAGAAAUAAGUUGCUAUUGGUUUUACUUGUAUUUAUUGAUACAGUCUGUUGUCGGCUGCGGCGUGUGGCAGCAGCACGCCCAGCCCAGCCCGCACUGGCGGCAGUCUGGACUGCUGUGCUGCCCCGUGGGGAGUGUCUGCACGUCACUCCGCCGGGCCCCACAGCCCCCCUCCACCCCCCAGCCACCAUCUGCCUGGGGGUGGCCAGGCUGUGGUGUGUUGGGGCGGCACAGACGCACAGACAGAUGGACAGACAGAAAGCUUUCCCGAGCACGUCUCAAAAAUGUGGUCGCUGUGUUGAUCACAAAAUCCUGCAACAUUUUGUAACACUGAGUGAAGACUUUUGUAGUGAGGGCGGCAGGCAGUCUGGUGGGCGGGGACACUCCGGGAGAGGAGAGCCUGACUUGUCCCAGGGACGCGGCCACCUACAUGUGCAAUAACUUGCCAUAAUGUUGAAUCCUGCACCAACUGACCACUUAAUGGUUGACAUUUUAUAUAUAUUUUUUUCAUUUAUUGCAGUUGUAAUGUGUUUGAUGUAACUGUAGUGCGAUAAAUCAUGUUUCUAA